Parastagonospora nodorum SN15 is the source of this 2367-nucleotide messenger RNA. RefSeq lists its product as hypothetical. Bases 1 to 2367 code for a protein of 788 amino acids. The transcript has a single exon. The record is from RefSeq and is a predicted model, not a curated record. Lineage: Eukaryota; Fungi; Ascomycota; Dothideomycetes; Pleosporales; Phaeosphaeriaceae.
AUGACCAUCGAUAUGACGGAUGACCCAGCGAUCCAAUACAUCUUCGAUCUUGGUUCGCGGGAGCCAAUUCCGACGCACAUUGUGAAUCACAUCAAGCAGAAGGGUCCUAAGCUAGGCGUCGACAUUUACAAGAAAUGGGAUAACAUCCGUGCCAUCGAGUCGAUCUAUGGUGACAAGAUUCAAUAUGAGUGGUCCAAGAUGACGCUGAAGGAUCGUCGGGGCAUCCUGGUCGCUGCGCGCACCAACAUACCAAAGAUUCACCGUCCUGAGUGCUUUACCGAUACAUAUACUCCAUACAUCAAGCCCAAAGGCAUCCCAACCGCAGAGCACACGUUGCCAUAUCUGAACCAAGAAGACCUGGAAGCCAAAUCCGCGUUGCCGACAUUGUUCAUAGCCCGCGCCCGUCAGAGCCCUGCUACAUUUGCUAUGAGGGAGCUGGUUUUCAUUCCUGUGGGGUACCCGAAGGCGGACAUCCGCCAGUCAACAAAGCUGUGUCUCUCUAGGCGUGAUACCUAUGGAGACAUGGCUUACUUCUCUACAGUCGACGAGGCGAUCGACUUCGAGCUGGUGCUGCCUAAGCUCGAUUUGAGAAAUCUAUCUCCACCAGACAGCGAUGUGGAAUCUCCGGAUUUGCCACUCUUUGAGCUUCGCCUAGACACCGAUCAUGAAGAUCUCGUAGCCAAAGCACCCCUCCGGCCUCGCCCCGCAUUCGUCGACAGUCUUCCUAGAGUCCGUCACCUCAUCUCUACUCAAACCUCCCUCGCAGAGCUUGAUCUCUGGCAGCUUCGCGAAGAUCCAUCCCGUUUUGUGCAAAUCUUCAACGAUGUGGUCGAGCAUGAUCCUCGUCAGCUGCUCGACAAAUAUGGUAAGCGGCAUCCGGUGAUUGGAACCGAUAGUCUUGUAUCGUCGACUUUGCAUGUGCUGGUUGCCCAAUCCCACUACGUAUUGAUGUUCUGGGAUCAGCUAGGUGUUCACUUGCAGGUCAUCGAGGAUCUCAUGAAGGCACAUCUGGAGGGCCUCAACAUAAGCUCCUUCGAGCCCGACGCACUGUCCGAAACCAUCAUGUCCUUCUCUAUCCUUCUCGAUGACACAACAAACCUGAUCAUGCUUGCUAUUGAGCACUAUCAAGCCAGCCCAGAGUUUCGUGUCCAUCACAGGCGACGCAUUCUGUUAGGCCAGAACACAGUCGCUCCUGAGCCUUCGCUGGCCGAAGAUACCGUAAGACUCCAUGUAGCAAACCUGCUCCAUGAUCUGAUUCAGGGCCAUAAAGAAGGUGCAUUGGACCCUUAUCGUGGCCUCCGCUUCCGACUUGACUUGCUCGAAACAUUCCUGAGGAAAUUUCCGAGUGGCUGGACAUGGAUCAGUCCUUAUCUUCGCUCGGCUCUAGCAAAGCUGUCCGUGCUCGCAGGUUGCUCCCUUGCUUUCGAGCUUCAACUAUGGUACGAGAAGCAGCUCCACGUUGCGUCCAUGUAUACGAAGAAUGACCCCAACUAUUUAUCGAAAGUAUAUGGUCCCUUCAAGGCCUGGACAUCCAUCUUCAAGAACGUGAAGGGGGCGGACUUCAUUUCUUCAUCGAAGUUAGGUGAUCCAUCUGACAAUAAGUUUGAUUACCCUAUCAGUAGCGGGAGGAAUAAGAAGAUAGUGGUCGAGAAAUUAUGCCGAGCAGAGGCCAAGUUGGACGCUUUCUGGAUCAGCAUCGAUGCGGACUUGGAAAAGUGGGCUGAUGGCCACCCUCAAAAGGCCCUUCAGCGUCUACUCGACAAUGGCGGCGAUAUGUUAAGGACCCAACCCUGGAGCAAACGUCAUGAAGAGUGGGCUGCUGAUAGACAGGGAAAAGGUUCCAAGUCUGCGCCUCCCGACCUUCUGCUCAAGUCUGAACCGCUAUCACGGAUCUUCCAUGACGCUUCAAAGGAGAUCACGGGUAUCUUCAACAAGUCUAACAUCAUAACCAAAACCAAGGCAAAAAUACGUCCAGAGGGCGGCCCAGAUGGAGGACUGGUCGAUCCUAGACGCGAUCCUUCGCCAGAGCCGCAAGUGACGCUUCCUGUGAACAAGAAGGGACUCCAGGUGUUCAGUCGCAUCUUCUACAAUCCUGAAACAAACGAAAAUCCUGCUGGAGAUGUGAAGUGGAGCGACUUCAAGGGCGCGAUGGCAAGUGUGGGAUUUUCAGCUGAGCACAUGCACGGCUCACAGUGGCAGUUCAACCCUGCUGCCCACCUGAACUUGACUCGCGGUAUUGCGUUUCAUGAGCCUCAUCCGAGCCCCAAGUUCUCUCAUGAUCAGGCAAGAGGCGUUGGUGCGAGGCUCCAUCGCGCUUAUGGGUGGGUAGGUUCGAUGUUCGUGAGGAAGAGAGAAGAUGGGGAAUGA